Molecule: messenger RNA, 1098 nt
Organism: Saccharomyces paradoxus
Lineage: Eukaryota; Fungi; Ascomycota; Saccharomycetes; Saccharomycetales; Saccharomycetaceae
Gene: RRG1
Product: Rrg1p
Exons: 1
Coding region: 1-1098 (365 amino acids)
Source: RefSeq, a predicted model, not a curated record
AUGGCUCAAAAUUUUGGGAAGAUCCCUUCACAUAAAUCUUAUGUGUUGAGUUUGUAUAGGACCGUUCUCAGAAACAUUCCAAAGUAUUGCCACUCAUAUGCGUUUCAAUAUGAACUUAAAAAAAACCUUGCAAAACAGUUGAUCAAACAUAAACACGACAAAUCAAGUUGGAGUGUUUAUAUUUUACUCAAUGAAUUUAGUUUGUUAAACGAUUACCUUUUGGAAGGUAAGCUAUGUGAAAUCAAAAACUUGAUGAAGCCAUUGAAAAGGACGGCAAAACAACUGAAAACAACGAAGAUUCUCAACUCAUUGAAUACCUUGGGGGAUGACAACGCUCAAAGCCCAGAGGAAGUCAGAAAACAUCAUGUACUAAGUACUUACAUUAAACGAAGACAGAAUUUAGGUCUUUUACCGGCCUACAUACCAAAAAAGUAUAAGCACAGCCUACUGUUACCAUUGGCAUUGAAUGACCAUGCAUGCCUGAAUUUGUUUCACGUUCAACAAAAAUUGGAAAAUGGCCCUCCAUCUGCUAGGCUGUCAUAUACAAAAGAAGGAAGGAAUCAAAUAUGGUUUGUCCGGUCGCCAAUUAACAAGGGAAGGCAACAAUCGAAAAAGCUGGGAACAUUGAUACGACAGGAAAGAAAAGAUUCUCAGAAAAAUAUCGACAACCUCAAUAUUUGCGAAAUUAAUGCUACAUGGGCACUACAUGAAGCCAUUUGGGAGGAAUACCUAGCGUCUAAAAAGAUUAUCAAAUUAAAUUUGCCGAAAUACUUGGAUUACACUGCGAAUAUUUCAAAAUCUACUAAAUAUAAUCCUGCAAAUCAUAAUCAAAAAAUUAAAGAAUGGGUAGAUCCCGUGAGAGAAAUAAUGUUCAAAUUGCAAUCCAAAAGUUUUCAAAAAGUUGAGUACUUUGACAAAUAUAAGGAAAAGCUUUUAAGGAAAGAUGGUCAACUAGCACAUUUUGAUAAAAUGUCAAAAGAAAUGUAUGCCAAACGGUUGAAACUUUUCAAAAAAAUGACUGAAGAAGCAUUACCAUAUGUGACACUCUUCAUAGAAAAGAGAGACCUGCAAAGUGUUUUGGCCAAGUACGGUUUUUAA